AACAAUAACAAACCAACACUAAGUAAAACUAAAAAAAGAGAGAGAAAAAUGCAAAUGCGAACUGCUAAACUGCAACGUUCGCGCCCGCCUUCGCCUUAGUUUACUGCUCCAAAGUUAGGUUUCUGUCCUGUGUUUUGUAAUGUGAACUAAUGUACUUUCGUGGUUUAUGUAUUGACUAGUGUGGUAUGCAACUCAGUCAAGAAUAAUGUCUCAAAUGAAAAUUAUUCUGAACACCACAGAUGGCAAUACUGUCUCUGUUGAUGUGCGUCCUGAAGAAACAUAUCGCAUGCUUAGAGAGCGCAUACAUGUUGAAUCAGGCAUCGAACUUGAAAUUUCUCAGAUGUUCUUUGAUGGCAAACAAGUUGUGGAGGAUCAGAAUGUCUACGAAUCUUUUCUUGGAGUUCAAUCAGAAGAUGAUGUUCAACAAAAGCCAAACAUUGUGUGUGUUGUAGAAGGGUGUUCUACUUCUAAACUAACUGAUCCAAAAAAAGAAAUUUUUAAAUUUCCUCUAGAAAGUGAUAGGUAUUCCACUUGGCUUCUGGCUUGUAAUAGACAUGAUCUACUGGGGCGCAUUCCAGUUUCAUUAAAUCUGGAGUGUGGUGUGUGUGCUGAUCACUUCCCAGACUCAUCCUUCAUUAAUGGAAGCUCUAGGAAACGUCUACGGAAAAAUGCAGUUCCUGUCAUAGAAGAUCAUCACAACAAUUUCAGUAUCUUAGCUCAGGAAAUGAUGUUGCCUGAAGUCAAAUUGGAAAAUGUUACUCUGAACAAUUGCAAUGAAUCAAAUGGAACAACAGGGUAUGAGAUUCAAGAUACAGAGGACUCCUUACCUUUAGCAUCAUGUGCAGCAGAUCUUGAAGAAGAGCAUGUCUUGAGAAAAGAUGAAACAACAUCAGAAAACGCUUCCACUCAAGAUGAGGUUGAUGAAGAAGAUUUACAAGAGGAUGAACUAGAGGAGCUUGAAGAAGAGGAUGAUGAGGACGAAGAAGCUGAUGUUGAAGAGGAUGGCACUGACAUAUUAAGUAAGACAAUUUCACUUGAAGAGCACCCUGGUCUCAUGUGCAGACUUUGUGCUCAGCCUGUGGAUACUGCUCAUUUCAUUUUCUCAGAGGAAGGUAAAGGAGAGAAGCUUCCUGAUAAAAUCAAUUCUACCCUGCCAAUUAGUAUACAUUGUAAUGAUCUUCUACCCAAGCAAAUAUGUGCUGAAUGUCUUUCAACCUUAAACAUUUGCUAUGCUUUUGCCAUGGCAUCAGUUAAAGCAGAAGAAAUUUUAUUAAAAAUGGUACCGAGGUUCAGGUGCAAGGAAGAUUUUCCAAGUGGGGUAGCAAAUAUAUUAGAUUCAAAAAGUAGUUCUGAAAACUUACAAGUUAAUGUGGACAAGGAAGAAGGUCAUGAAUCUCAGUGCUACAACUGCCCUCUUUGCUGUGGAGGCAACAUGGAAUCUCGAGAUGAUGUCAACAUUGAAGAAAUUGAAGGGAGGCAAGCCAAAGACGAUGAGGACAUAGUGCAAGAUUUCCUGGCUGACAGUGUGCUGUGGGAAGAAGAUGAAGACUUCCUGGUGUCUGAUCAAAAUUACACAGAAGAGGCUGAAGACUUGAAUGAAAGUGAGAUCAGUGAUGAAUGCUAUUCCUGUUUUCUCUGUGGUGCAAACUUUAUUUGUCAAGCUCAUUUAUUUCAACAUAGUGAAUGCCAUCAAGUAAGUGAGUGCUUCCCUUGUGGUCAUUGUGGCCUUGUCUUUAACUCAAAAGAUACCCUUACUAUUCAUUUAGAUUUGAUUUUAAACUCAAAUAGUGAAGAACAAUACAGAUGUGGUGAUUGUGGAAAAUUGUUCGCCUCAGAGCCAAGAGCAGAAUUUCAUCAUGAAAUUGCCCAUAAUAUCAAUGGGUUUUCAUCUCUUUCUUGUUCGGAAUGUGGACAAAUCUUUAGGCAAGAAACUAAUUUAUGGGAUCACAUUCAAAUUGUCCACAAAGGUCAGAAACCAUUUUCGUGUCCCAAAUGUGAAAAAGUUUUCCAAAUAAGAUCCCAAGUUGUGACUCACAUGCGUGUCCAUGAUGUUAAAGGCUCAUUUCAAUGUGAAACUUGUUCUGAGACUUUUCCUGACAGAUCUAGUUUGUCUAUUCAUGAAGCUGCUCAUGCAGAUCUAAAGAUGUUCCAGUGUGAACAAUGUGGCCGUUGCUUUACAAGAAAGUUCCUUCUUACAGCCCAUAUGAGGACUCAUGUUGACAAAAAGCCUCGGGUGUACACAUGUCGAGUAUGUGGGGAGGAUGGAUUUGAUUCUUUACCGAAGCUCUUGGUUCACCGCCGCAACAACCACCAAGAUGUCAUGUUGCCACUUGGAUCAAAGAAAGACAAAGUUCACAAAUGUGAACAGUGUAAUAAAGCAUUCACUGGUCGUGUUGCUCUCAAGCACCAUGCAAUGAGCCAUGCAGGUGAACUGCCUCAUGUUUGUGAAUUUUGCAACAAAGGCUUUACUCAAAAGCGAUCGCUUAUUCUUCAUCGCCGCAUUCACACUGGGGAAAAACCAUAUGAAUGUGGGGAGUGUGGCAAACGCUUUGUUCAAAGUGCUCACCUUUAUUCUCAUCUCCGUCUCCAUACUGGGGAAAAACCUUACCCAUGCUCUGAGUGUGGUGCCACUUUCCGAUUGAAAGAUGUCAGAGACUCUCAUCAAAGAAAACAUACGGGAGAAAGACCAUUCAAAUGCAAAGAUUGUGACAAAUCUUUCCGGACUUCACAUUCUUACUAUCAACAUACAUGGAUACAUACUGGUCGUAAACCAUAUCCAUGCAAUUAUUGUGGGAAAGCUUUCAGGCGUUCUAAUGGUCUUAAAGUUCAUAUCCGAAUUCAUACUGGUGAGAAGCCACAUAAAUGUGAUAUUUGCGGAAGGGGCUUUGCACAAAAGCAGGAUAUGAAGAAACAUAAAAAUCUUCAUACUUUAGGAAGGCUGUAGCCUUGUUCCUAUUGUUGUUAGUUAAAAUAUUUAUUACCAUGUAGCCACUUGAUUCAUAGAUGUAAAAACCAAUCAGAGUCUGAAUUGUUGGAAGUUUUGGCAUUAUUUUAUUGCAAUAAUGUUCACAUGAAUUUUGGGGUGCCAGAAAAUGUCUCCUUUCAUGAAAGUUAAGUGCCUUAAAAAGGUAAAAAUGAAGUUGUGUGUAUACCCCUGUAAUUGUGCUUGGUGUGUUGCUUGUUUUCUAAAACAAUCAAAAAAUUGUCUCAUGCUAAUAUUCAAUUAAACUGUAUGUAGUAAUGCGAACAAAACAGUAUCUUGGUCACCUUUAAUGUAAAUUAUGAAUAAAUUGAUUCACUUGUAAUAUACCUUAAA
This is a messenger RNA of Thrips palmi, 3316 nucleotides long. RefSeq names its product zinc finger protein 665-like. The record is from RefSeq and is a predicted model, not a curated record. Gene Ontology annotation, molecular function: chromatin insulator sequence binding; protein binding; zinc ion binding. NCBI's taxonomy places the organism in Eukaryota, Metazoa, Arthropoda, Insecta, Thysanoptera, Thripidae. Gene Ontology annotation, cellular component: chromosome; nucleus. Gene Ontology annotation, biological process: regulation of transcription by RNA polymerase II. The transcript has 7 exons. Bases 206 to 2944 code for a protein of 912 amino acids.